CGAAGACGGAACCGGAAGUCGUGAGGGACGCGCCGGUCCCCAGCAUGGCGGCCGCCUGGCCCUCCGGGCCGGCAGUUCUGGAGACCGCGGCCGUCCAGCUCCUGGGUGUCCUGUGGUUCGUGUCAGUCACCACGGGACCCUGGGGAGCGGCCGCCGCCGGGGGCGAGGAGACGCUGAAGUGCGAGGACCUCAGAGUGGGACAAUAUAUUUGUAAAGAUCCAAAAAUAAAUGAUGCUACACAAGAACCAGUUAACUGUACAAACUACACAGCUCAUGUUCCAUGUUUUCCAGCACCCAACAUAACUUGUAAAGAUUUCAGUGGCAAUGAAACACAUUUUACUGGACAUGAAGUUGGUUUUCUCAAGCCCAUAUCUUGCCGAAAUGUAAAUGGCUAUUCAUAUAAAGUGGCUGUUGCACUGUCUCUUUUUCUUGGAUGGUUGGGAGCAGAUCGAUUUUACCUUGGAUACCCUGCCUUGGGUUUGUUAAAGUUUUGCACUGUAGGAUUUUGUGGAAUUGGGAGCCUAAUUGACUUCAUUCUUAUUUCAAUGCAGAUUGUUGGACCUUCGGAUGGAAGCAGUUACAUUAUAGAUUAUUAUGGAACCAGACUUACAAGACUGAGUAUUACUAAUGAGACAUUUAGAAAAACACAGCUGUAUCCAUAAAUGUUUUUAAAAAGAAACAGUUUCGGGCCUGAUUAAUUUUAAUAGUGAACUUCCAGUAUGUGGAUUUCCAGAUUUUCUUUUUCCUUCUUCACAUAACACUUUACAGAUUCUUUGUAACUUUUUGUUGUUGAUGAUGCUUUGUUUUGUUGUUUUAGUUGAAAGCAUUUUAUCCUGAGAUUUAUUUAAUAGGACUUUCUUUGAGAGCUGUAUGUAUAAUAAUAGUCUUUCCUAGGCUACUGUCUCUAUGAGAUAGAUAGCUUAUUACCCGAUAUCCUGUAAUGUCUUUUCCAAAGACAAGUUGCCACUUGUCAUUUUUGCUUCUGAAAAAUAAAAGUAUGACUUACUCACAUUUUUUAGUGCUUUAUUAAGAAACCUUAAAUGUUGAAAGUAGCUGUCUUCUGCAUUUUGAUCCUUCAAAGUAGUUAAUCCGUGGUGUGAACAAAUACCAUUUAUAUUGCCUGGGGUGCAGUCUAGUGUAUGACAACCCGCCUGGUUUUCUGUAGCUUUUCAGAUCUGUCUUUGCCUUGGUAUCCAAGGAGCUGAAGAUCAUCAGGGAGUCUGAAACCUUGAGGCAACAUGGGAACUUCUGGCAUUGGUUCAGGCCUCUGAAGUGUGAACUUUCUCCUUUUUGCUGUGGGAGUGCUGCACUAGCUUUUGAAAGACCAGAUGCUGACUCAUCUAGCUCAGUGCAGUUACAUUUGAAGUUGGAUGGACAAGGUGGGAACACUGAACAGAAGAUUAAUGUUUCCCAUCUGUUAGCACUGCCAGGCAGCUGCUGGACAAGCGCCUGAAGUGAUGCACAGAGUCUGAAGGAAGCAGCACCUGCAUGUUAGCACUGGUUUUUCUUACUGUGUUUAAGAAGCUGGAAAUACAUGAAAUGUAUGUCCCCAUAA
Molecule: messenger RNA, 1555 nt
Organism: Myotis lucifugus (little brown bat)
Lineage: Eukaryota; Metazoa; Chordata; Mammalia; Chiroptera; Vespertilionidae
Gene: TM2D1
Product: TM2 domain containing 1
Exons: 7
Coding region: 45-662 (205 amino acids)
Biological process (GO): apoptotic signaling pathway
Molecular function (GO): amyloid-beta binding; G protein-coupled receptor activity
Source: RefSeq, a predicted model, not a curated record